Molecule: messenger RNA, 924 nt
Organism: Mollisia scopiformis
Lineage: Eukaryota; Fungi; Ascomycota; Leotiomycetes; Helotiales; Mollisiaceae
Product: cyclin-domain-containing protein
Exons: 2
Coding region: 1-924 (307 amino acids)
Biological process (GO): regulation of cyclin-dependent protein serine/threonine kinase activity
Cellular component (GO): cyclin-dependent protein kinase holoenzyme complex; nucleus
Molecular function (GO): protein kinase binding; cyclin-dependent protein serine/threonine kinase regulator activity
Source: RefSeq, a predicted model, not a curated record
AUGGAAUCUCUUCGAACGCAGUCACCACUUGUGAAAAUCGAAAAGCGUUCCCAAGAGCCAGAAGCAUCAGUAGCGCUUGCUGCUGUCGCAUCUAUACCGCCGUCCCCAGAGAAGCCUCUCCUUAAACCAGAAUCACCGGGGCUGAAAAGACGACAAUCUCAGGAUCCUCCAACAGCUUCCACCAGUGUCAGUCAUACAAUACAACCAAAGCGCUCCCGUUCAGACGAAACCAUCAAGAUCUUACCUGCAAAAUAUGAAUUCUGCCCCGUUGAAGACAUGGUGGUCCUGAUAGCAAACAUGAUUCAGGAACUUAUUCAAACCAACGACAGCCUCCCACUGCGAAGUGGGGUUCUUACGCGGUUCCACUCUCGAACACCGCCUGGCAUCUCUGUUCUCGACUACCUCAAUCGACUUGCAAAACAUGCUACCCUUACACCUCCACUUCUUCUUUCUAUGGUUUAUUAUAUAGAUCGACUUUGCUUGCUCUAUCCCGCAUUCACGAUCACAACACUUACAGUGCAUCGGUUUUUGAUCACAGCCGCUACCGUAGCCGCGAAGGGCUUAUCCGAUUCGUUCUGGAACAAUGCUACCUAUGCUAGAGUAGGGGGCAUCAAGAUAGCAGAGCUGGGACUUUUAGAGCUUGAUUUCUUAUAUAGGGUGGAUUGGAAGAUUGUGCCGAAUCCCGAGGCACUUGUCGAAUAUUAUGAAGGAUUGGUGGAAAGAUCACCGGGCUACGAAAUCGAAGAUACGAGUUCAGAUGAGGAUGAUGACGAUGAAGAUGAUAGCAAUGAUCUGGGUUCAAGCCCAGAAGUCAAGACUGAGGACAUCAAGUCUGAGCCCACUACGGACACGCAGUGGAAAGCUUGGAUGGAUGAUGUCUCUAACGUCAAGGCAGAAGGGUCACAUGAAAGCAAACCAGCAUGA